ACUUACUCUCUCUUCCCCCUGCCACAAACUCUCUCUCUCUCUCUCUCUCUCUCUCUCUCCCUCUUCGGUGUCGCUCCUCCCACAUACAUUUCAAUCUUAGGGUUCCAUGGACUCCGAUUCCUGGAUUUCCACUCGUCUUUCUACUUCUUCACGCCGCUAUCAUUCUCGAUCUGAUCUGUAUGUGGAGGAUAGCGAAGGAGGCGAUGAUUUCAGGGCGGAGUUUCUCUGCCCUUUCUGUGCCGAGGAUUACGACGUCGUUUCCCUCUGUUGCCACAUUGACGACCACCAUCCUCUCCAAGCCAAAAACGGGGUUUGUCCCGUUUGCGGGAAAAAGGUGGGAACAGACCUUGUCGCACAUAUUACCACGCAACAUGGGAACUUUUUGAGGAUAUCCUUUUUGCGGCGUAGAAGGAGAGUCAGGAAAGGAGGCCCUAGUUCAACAUUUUCUAUAUUGAGAAAAGAGUUACGAGAAGGAGCCUUGCAGUCCCUACUCGGAGGUUCUUCGUACAUAGCUUCUUCCAAUUCUGAGCCUGAUCCUUUGUUGUCUUCAUUUAUGUUUAACCCAGUUGUGGCUGAUGAAAUUGUACCUCGUUCUUCCAUUGAAGAUGCCAUCGUGAAAGAAAGCUCAGAAGAAUAUUUCGUGGAAAGAAAACCUCAACAGAUACAGCUGUCGGAAGAGGAUCAAGUAGAGAAGUCUCGGAGGUUUGAUUUCGUGCAAGGGCUAUUGAUGUCCACCAUUCUUGAUGAUAAAUUAUGACCCAAUUUUUAGCUCGUAUGCCAUUACUGUGUUAGGAGCAGGAGCUGUAAUAUAAAGCACGAGAGAGAGAGAGUUUAUUCAUAAUGAUACGAAGUGGCAGUUGGUAUCGGAUAAAUAUGUAGUGUAUCUAUAGCUAUGUUCAUAAAAUGCAACCUUUUUUAUCCUGUUUGUGUUCUAUGCUAGUUCCGAAUAACUAAUGGAAAUAAAAUUUGUUCAACGAGCACGGGACCAAUUGCACAGUACAAUCUAGAGCAAUUUUUCGUUUUUCAGAUUUGUCUUUAAGAAUUUGCUCAUGAAAAAUGGUAAGGGACACUAGAGUGUCAAUUUGAGCUAAUCUUCCACAAUAACUGUAUAUUUAUUGUGGUAAGCUUGACGUGAAGUGGUGUUAAUAGGACUAAGUUUAACGGGUAAGAAAGUUAUUAAAUAUUUUAAAAGUACAUAAACAAAAUGUAUUUAUAUUAAACGGUGGAGUCCGGGACCAAGCACAAGUUGGUUAUACUUAUUUACUUCGUUUCAAAAUGUCAUUGUUUACGUUGCAUUAACGUAAGAAAGUUAUUAAAUAUGUUUGAAUACAGAAAACUAUAAAUGUAUUUUACAAAAAUCUCUGCUUUGAUAUAAUAUUAAAAAUAUUUUUUUUACUAAUAUAUUUUUGCAUUUUAAUUAAUAUAUGUAAAGGCAAGGAUAGAAAAUAUAAGGCUUUUUUAAUCUACCGAAAAGACAAUUUUAAACAAGUUAGUGCGUUUUUAAAUUAAAUUACUUUAAAGCCGUUUUUUUUUUUUCACAAUUUAUAGAGAAAGAUUUUUAAAGAGAAUAAAUGCUUUUAAUAUUACGCAAUUCCUACAUAUGUAGGUAGGGAAGGAUGACUUAUGUUCACAAGUUUUUACUUUGUUGAAGUUUCAUUAAUGAUUCAAGUUUUCAAAAUAUAUGAAACCUCUACAAAAGUAGUUUUAAAAAGAAAUAUUAAUAUAUUUAAACUCAAUUGUUACAAUUACUCGGCCUUUAGUUAUCAAUGUCCUUGAGCUUUAAGAACACUCAAAGAAGAUUUGCAUCGACCUCACUUCAAGGAGACAAGUCAGAUGCAAGACUCUCUCUUGCUUCACUCAACCAAUUCACUCAAUCAAUCCCUUGGAGCUAAAUUUACAAUGAAUAUAUUUCUGAAAUUAUAUUUUUAACAUUUUAGUUUCUUCAUAUCCAGUUGUUUCCUUCAUUCUAUUCAUUAUUUCUCUUCAGGAAAGAAGCAGAAACUGUUGGUUAGAGGCCUUGCAUCCUCUACA
Abrus precatorius (Indian licorice) is the source of this 2031-nucleotide messenger RNA. RefSeq names its product protein DEHYDRATION-INDUCED 19 homolog 7. NCBI's taxonomy places the organism in Eukaryota, Viridiplantae, Streptophyta, Magnoliopsida, Fabales, Fabaceae. Bases 107 to 757 code for a protein of 216 amino acids. The transcript has 5 exons. The record is from RefSeq and is a predicted model, not a curated record.